Molecule: messenger RNA, 1868 nt
Organism: Canariomyces notabilis
Lineage: Eukaryota; Fungi; Ascomycota; Sordariomycetes; Sordariales; Chaetomiaceae
Product: ferrochelatase
Exons: 3
Coding region: 422-1504 (360 amino acids)
Biological process (GO): heme biosynthetic process
Cellular component (GO): mitochondrion
Molecular function (GO): protoporphyrin ferrochelatase activity
Source: RefSeq, a predicted model, not a curated record
GAGCAGGAGUUCAACCGGCCUCCGAUGCCGAGCAUUUCGAUACAACCAGGAAAGAGUCAAGACUGUCAUCAGCGAAAUCUGGCCGCUCCCUCCCUCGUCUCCGUAUAGUGUAGUGUAUCUUCGCCACGACUCGCGAAAAGUAUUAUCGGCGCCUCAUUGUUCAAAGCCAACCGGUUUUGGGUCGUGAUUACUGGAAUUGUCAACUCCCCACGUUUCUAGGGCUGUGCUUCUUCUGCUUCCUAAUCACCGACGCAUCUCCGCGAUGGCCUUCCGACUCCCGGCCGCGAUGAUGCGGCCCCUUCGGACCGGAGGUAUCGGAAAACCCUCGCCGCAACAAGUACGAUGGCUGGCAUCACCCGUAUACCCAGUAACCCAGGAUUCCACUUGUUCGAGAGGGCCGACAGCCAUGGUCUUUCUAAACAUGGGCGGUCCCUCAACGGUCGAUGAAGUGGGCGACUUUCUCAGCAGGUUAUUUGCAGAUGCCGACCUUAUCCCUCUGGGCCGUCUUCAAGGCUACCUAGGCCCGCUCAUCUCCAAACGCAGAACACCUAAGAUCCAAAAACAGUACGCUGCCAUUGGGGGCGGCUCGCCCAUUCGCAAAUGGUCCGAAUACCAAUGCAGCGAGAUGUGCAAGAUCCUUGACAAGAUCUCGCCCGAGACGGCGCCGCACAAACCCUACGUCGCCUUCCGCUACGCAAAUCCGCUUACCGAGACCAUGUACCUGCAGCUGCUGGCCGACGGGUUCGGCGGGGGCCGCGGUGGCCGCGCCGUCGCUUUCACGCAGUAUCCGCAAUACUCGUGCUCGACGACGGGGAGCAGCCUGAAUGAAUUAUGGAAGUGGCGUCAGAGGCUGGAGGGAAAGGCUUUGCCGCAGGAGGACGGGAGCGAUGGGACAAUUAAGUGGAGCGUUAUAGACCGGUGGCCGGUACACCCCGGACUGGUCGAGGCGUUUGCGCAGAACAUUGAGGCAAAGCUUGCUGAGUAUCCCGAGGAGAGGAGGGACAAGGUUGUGCUGCUCUUCUCGGCGCACAGCCUGCCCAUGACGGUGGUAAAUCGAGGUGAUCCUUACCCGGCCGAGGUCGCGGCCACAGUGCAGGCGGUGAUGCAACGGCUCGGCUAUUCCAACCCGUGGCGACUAUGCUGGCAAUCGCAGGUUGGCCCUCAGCCCUGGCUCGGCCCGCAGACAUCCACGACGGUGGAGGAGUACAUUGCCAAGGACCACAAAGAUCUGAUACUGAUCCCUAUUGCCUUUACCUCUGACCAUAUCGAGACCCUGUUCGAACUCGACGAGGAGGUCAUAGGCGGCUCGGGGCACGCCGACACGGUCAAGCGCGCUGAGAGCCUGAACGGAAGCCCGGUCUUUAUCAAGGCGCUUGCGGACAUAGCCAAGGCGCAUCUGGACAGUGGGAUUGCUUGCUCCAAGCAAAUGGGCCUGAGGUGUCCGGGGUGUAAGAGCGAAAGGUGCGCCGAGUCCAAGAAGUUCUUCGCGCAGCAGCAGAUAUAACCAACAGGCGCGUGGAGUGGAGUAUGUACACAGCAGAGCAGUCAUCGGGGAGUCAGGCGUGUCCACCGGGCUUGCCCUUUUGCUUAAUGGCAACAACUCACCUUACAGGCCGCGUAGUUCUUUCUCAAAAAACGGGGGGGUAUUUCCUGAGAAUCAAUGCAUUCUGGUAGAAACGAUUACAAUUGGUAUGCGAUGCCUUGUCGACUUGGAAGCAAUGCGGUUGGUCCGGAGAUUCUGCGGAGUAAGCCCGCGGUGCUUCGUUCAAGUACUUCGCGAGGGACAGGAUCUGUUAGUGCAGCCAGAAUUUUGUGUGCAAAAAUAUCCUCUCUACCGUAUAAACUCGCCAAAUUGACCUUCUUCUACU